Molecule: messenger RNA, 3946 nt
Organism: Boleophthalmus pectinirostris (great blue-spotted mudskipper)
Lineage: Eukaryota; Metazoa; Chordata; Actinopteri; Gobiiformes; Gobiidae
Product: potassium voltage-gated channel subfamily H member 6-like
Exons: 12
Coding region: 729-3326 (865 amino acids)
Biological process (GO): regulation of heart rate by cardiac conduction; membrane repolarization during action potential; potassium ion transmembrane transport
Cellular component (GO): membrane
Molecular function (GO): inward rectifier potassium channel activity
Source: RefSeq, a predicted model, not a curated record
CCUAUUUAUUUAAUACAGAAAAUUUCUGUUCCUUUUGACUAAAAUGGCCACAUAUGUGCACUUAAUUUUUAACCACCUUAAAUAAUACAUAUGUUUAAAAGUUAACAAUGAAGGACAUUUUGGCCAAAGUCAUCACAGGUCAUUACCCCCUCAUAUUACUGUAGUGUCAACAGUCUAGUCAAUAAGAUCCUACAUUAGCAGCAUGCAUGCAACAUAUCGAACAUAUAAUACAUUAAGGUAUCGAGUAUUUGAUUUCCUUUAAAUCACAAAGUCACAUAUGUGGCUGUUGGCUAUACAUAAUAAUAUUAACUCUUUAACCUCAAAUAGUGCAGCAUACAGAGAUAGUGAGAUGUAAUUUGGCAUUAAUGGGAAUGGCCAGUCUAAUGGCUUUGGGCCUUUUUGCUCCGUUUAUCAAUACCAACCAUCGAUCAUGCAGUCAGUUCCUCUCAGCUAUAGGAUGUCAUUGAUUGGUUUCUAGUGUUAGCGAAUGGUGCGCAGCAACAUGUGAGCCAGCGGUCAGUCGUUUGCCCUGUGUCAGAGUGGAAGGUUCAACAUUGACAUCUGUAUCACACCAAGAACGCAUUUGUUUAGCCUCAGCAUGAGCCGCGAAUGAAGAACCAAGACAUUUGUCACAAAUCUGACCAAAACCUGAUGGGAUGGAGGCUUGAGUCAUGGAUGCCUGAAGGUCAAGUGGGAUAGCUCACUGUACUUUAAUCAGGUGAAGCUCAAUGUCCAUCAUGGACCUGAUGAGGACUGGGGGCCCUGUCGAGUGUAGAUCCCCUCCAACCCCUCGGGUGGAGCUGCUCAGUCCCUCCAAGGUGAUGGACCGAUCUCAAAACGUCACAGAGAAGGUCACUCAGGUGCUUUCCUUGGAGUCGGAUGUGCUGCCGGAAUACAAACUACAGGUCCCAGAGACAACUCGGUGGAUUUUACUUCACUACAGCCCCUUCAAAGCUUUUUGGGACUGGAUUAUCCUCAUUUUGGUCCUGUACACGGCUGUUUUCACCCCUUACUCUGCUGCAUUCCUCCUGGACGAGCAUGGAGACGUGCGGCAGAGGAGUUGUGGCUACACUUGCAACCCCUUGAAUGUUGCGGAUCUUUUGGUGGAUGUGUUGUUUAUCGUAGAUAUAGUCAUCAACUUUCGCACUACAUAUGUGGAUCAGAAUGACGAAGUGGUGACAAAGCCUGUUCGAAUUGCCAAACACUAUAUGAAAGGCUGGUUCCCUAUUGAUCUGUUUGCUGCAAUCCCAUUUGACCUCCUCAUUUUCCGAUCCGGCUCUGAUGAGAUGGCAACAUUAACAAGUCUCCUCAAAACGGCUCGACUGCUGCGUUUGGUUCGUGUGGCCAGAAAGCUGGACAGAUACUCGGAGUAUGGGGCGGCAGUGCUUUUCCUGCUCAUGUGUACCUUUGUGCUCAUUGCCCAUUGGCUGGCUUGUAUUUGGUAUGCCAUUGGUUUUGUGGAGAGACCGUACACAGAAACAGGAUGGCUGGACAAUUUGGCUGAACAACUGGGCAAGGCCUACAAUGACAGUGACUCCCGUUCUGGUCCAUCGGUCAAAGACAAGUACGUCACAGCGCUGUACUUCACCCUGAGUAGUUUGACAAGUGUGGGCUUUGGAAAUGUCUCCCCCAACACCAAUUCUGAAAAGAUUUUCUCCAUCUGCGUCAUGGUAAUUGGAUCCCUAAUGUAUGCUAGCAUUUUUGGGAAUGUGUCUGCCAUCAUCCAGCGGUUAUACUCAGGAACAACACGUUACCAUACCCAGAUGCUUCGUGUAAAAGAGUUUAUUCGGUUUCACCAAAUCCCUGGAGGUCUGCGGCAAAGGCUGGAGGAGUACUUCCAACAUGCAUGGUCCUACACUAAUGGCAUUGACAUGAACGCAGUGCUGAAAGGCUUCCCUGAGUCUUUGCAGGCUGAUAUCUGCUUGCACCUGAACCGGUCUCUGCUGCAGAACUGUAAAGCUUUUCGAGGAGGUAGUCAGGCCUGUCUCCGAGCUCUGGCAAUCAGAUUCAAAACAGUGCAUGCCCCUCCAGGAGACACCCUCAUUCAUUACGGGGACAUUCUGGACUCUCUGUUCUUUGUUGCACGAGGAUCCAUCCAGGUCAUCAGAGACGAUGUGGUUGCUGCCAUAUUAGAAAGGAAUGACAUCUUUGGUGAGCUUAUUUACUUAUACGAUGAGCCAGGGAAGUCCAACGCUGAUGUGCUCACAGUCUCCUACUGUGACCUGCACCGCAUCCUCAGAGAUGACCUGCUGGAGGUGCUGGACAUGUACCCAGGGUUUGCAGAUAACUUCUGGAGGAAUCUGGAGAUAACCUUUGAUUUAAGAGAUACAGAUCAAGUUCCACCAAUAAUAACAGAUGAUUCUGGGGAUGACUGUGGAUAUCAUCACAAAUCAAGGCACAAAAUCCACUCUUUAGACUGUCGCAUAAGGCCAGAUGGUAUUGAUCAUGAGGACUCCUACCAACGACAGUCUUUCCAUCAUCAUCACUCUCCCCCUCAGAGCCAGUGGGAGGACCACUGCAGCUGUGGCUCUGCGUGUUCGCAGUCCAGUGAAGAGCCUCCCAAAGCCCCCACACAUGGCCCCAAAGUGGACCUGUACCCCCCAGAUGACUCCCGAUUGGAUUUCUCCCCAUCAGUGGGUAGAGAGGGGGGACUAGAUAGAGGACACCAAGGCUCGUAUCAGUUCUGGUCGGAGCAUCAAUCCCAGCAGUUCUCCAGUCGUCAGUGGAGGUCCUCCUCUGUGCGUCACACGUACCACCCCCCACCUUUUACAGAAGAACGACCUAGUGAACUGGAGUCUCGCCUUGAGGUGCUGCAUUCUCAACUCAACAGACUGGAGACCAGAAUGACAGCGGAUAUUAACGUGAUUCUGCAACUGCUGCAGAGGCAGAUAGCCCCUGUGCCUCCAGCCUAUAGUACAGUGUCAUCCAGCACCAUACCAACCGACUCCACUGGCCUUUAUGGGACUGGGACUCCAGUAUUGCACUCCAUCUACCCCAUCUCCCCCAUACAGAUCAGCAGCAGGAUACCUACUGAGAGUUCAACACAGACUGAUCUUAAAUUUACAAAUAAGUCCCAGGAGUCAUUUUCCAGUGGGAUCCACGUGACGUCAGAUGACACUAUGUCCAUGAUGGUCACUCCUGAAACAGAGACCAACAGAGGACUAGCCUCACAGCUGCAUCAGUCCUUGGGCGUGUCCUCUCUUUUGGACAAUCCCAGGCUGAGUGACAGUCUGCGCUACCCCUCACUGCCUGGAAACCUGGACCUCACCUCUGGACUGAGCGAUAUGCAGAAGCACCUGUCAGACCCGGUGCUGCCAGUCGCCUGACAUUUGCUGCUACUGUCACACCUGUAGUGGAGUAAACUGCUGCUAGCACAUCUGAUGGUGCUCUUUGGAUCCACAGUCGGACAUGACCAAGUUGUACUUGAAUGUACAAGACCAGAAACUGUGUGAUUUGAACUUUGAACUUUUCUUCCUAAUGUAUAUGAAACACAGUAUUAAUCAUAUUUUCAGUCCAGUAUUUGUAUCUGUGGCUGUAUAUGGUCAAAUAAAGCAGAACAUUAAAUUGUUCAUGAUCAUUGUUUGACAGGUGCUGACAGAUACAGAGAUAUGAGACAUUGUAGGUAGAAGUGUUUGGAAAAACACCAUGAAAAAAGAAUGAUCACAAAUAAUCAGAUUAAGAAAGAAAAUAGAUAAAUUAAUUCUGACAAAAUUGAGUGUUAGGUCCUUUCCAAACAGUUGUUGUUGCAUGUAGUGAUCCAGUCUGGCUGUGUAGAGGCCCACGGGAUAUUAUUGAUCUCACCCUCUGUGGUGUAGGCCAGGACAGGGCCCUCAGUGGCCUACGGCAUCUGCAGCAUGUCCCAUAUCAGAGCCUGGUGAACAUUGGCUAGAGCAGACACAGCAGGCUAAUAUUAUUCAACAAAAAGGCUUAAACUGUUAUGCACCCA